AUGCAUAUCCAUUACUCCGAAUUGAUGAAAUGAUGGAUUCACUUGGAAAUGCAUACUGGUUUUCAUCAAUGGACUUAACUUCUGGAUAUUGGCAAAUCAAAAUGAAAGAAGAAGAUAAAGCUAAAACUGCUUUCACUUCCAAAGAAGGACUUUUUGAAUUUAAUAUUAUACCUUUUGAAUUAUGCAAUGCUCUAGCAACUUUUCAAUGA
Molecule: messenger RNA, 209 nt
Organism: Ambispora gerdemannii
Lineage: Eukaryota; Fungi; Glomeromycota; Glomeromycetes; Archaeosporales; Ambisporaceae
Source: the annotation of a GenBank genome assembly